AUAAAAACGGCGGCGCGGGCGGGACGGGACGGACGGACGGAGGGAGCCAGCGGCGGGGCCGGUGCCGGUGCCGAGGGAGCGGCGGAGCCCUCGAACCGUUUAUUGCUCCCCCCUCGGUGCCCUCGCUGCGCCCCCCACGCCGGCAGCCGCGAUGCCAAACUUCUCCGGGAACUGGAAGAUGAAGAGCUCGGAAAACUUCGAGGAGCUGCUGAAGGCGCUGGGCGUGAACGUGAUGCUGCGCAAGAUCGCCGUGGCGGCGGCGGCGAAGCCGGCGGUGGAGAUCCGGCAGGACGGCGAGAGCUUCUACAUCCGCACCUCCACCCCCGUGCGCACCACCGAGAUCCGCUUCAGGGUGGGCGAGGAGUUCGAGGAGCAGACGGUGGACGGGCGGCCCUGCAAGGUGUGCCAGGGGCACCCAAGGGCGCUGCGCGCGGCUGGGGGGGUGGGAGAGUGA
Messenger RNA from Lonchura striata (white-rumped munia), 454 nucleotides. The record is from RefSeq and is a predicted model, not a curated record. NCBI's taxonomy places the organism in Eukaryota, Metazoa, Chordata, Aves, Passeriformes, Estrildidae.